Messenger RNA from Arabidopsis lyrata subsp. lyrata, 2371 nucleotides. RefSeq names its product probable polygalacturonase At3g15720. The record is from RefSeq and is a predicted model, not a curated record. Gene Ontology annotation, biological process: carbohydrate metabolic process. The transcript is spliced from 5 exons. Gene Ontology annotation, molecular function: polygalacturonase activity. Lineage: Eukaryota; Viridiplantae; Streptophyta; Magnoliopsida; Brassicales; Brassicaceae. The coding region runs from base 724 to 2097 and encodes 457 amino acids.
CACAUUUUAUCUUUUCUUACUAUAUUUACUAAAAUGAAUAGAAUGACAAUAUUCUUGACCAAAAAAAAGAAAAGAGAAUGACAAUAUUAUUCUAUCAUUUGUAUCCAUGACUUAUUAUUUAUCUUUAUUCAUUUCAUAUUUACUAUUUAUCUAACUAAAGAAAUUAGAAGGACUAAUGUUUAACAAAUUCUUUCGAGUUUGAGGUUUAGUCAUUUACAUUUCGGUUUAAUCAAUCUAAAGAUUCUUGUGAAUCAAAAAUUAGUGGCGCCUCGGAUUCAUCAUAUAAAUGAUUCAACCAAAGGUCUCUCUUAUGAGUUAAUGAUGAAUCUAUUUCUAUCUUUAGAUAAGCCAUAAUUCAUUCAUUCCUCGAAUCAAUCAUGUAGCUAUAUAACAUUAGAAAGAAUCAAGCAUAUAAGUAAACUAUCACUAUUGUCGCUAAAAAAACGGUAAACUAUAUCGUUUGCGAUUUGUUAAAUAUGUCAAUAAAUUAGAAUAUACCUUAAUUUAUAAAGAUUUCAAUAUCUCAAUUAUAAUCCAAGAUUAGUUUCCAAUUUAUAGCACACAAAAUUAGUGAUUAGCGAUAAUCUCUUACUAUAAAAACACAAAAUCAAACGCAAUAUCUAUCAAUUAACCACCUUUCUUUAUACAACCCUAUAUACAUUUAGAUAUAUAAAUAUAGUAAUGUAUUAUCCUUGAAAUUUGUUCUCAUCAUCAAGCAUAUGCAUGGGUCGUCCAAAGAUGAAAUCUUCGUUGUUGUUCUUCUUGUUAUGUUUGUUUCAAAUAAACAAAUUAGGUUUCUGCUUAGAAGAAGAAGCUCAAAAGUCUAAAAACGGAGUUGGAAGCAAUGGAUUCAUAAGUGUCACUAGUUUCGGAGCUAUUGGUGAUGGAGAGACCGAUGAUACUAAGGUGUGUAUAUAUAGAAUCAUCACUAUUUGUAUCAAAGUGGUAUGUAUGAUCUUUGCUUUAAUGUAUGUUUAUGUUAUCAAUAUAUUUCAGGCUUUUCUUAAGGCAUGGGAAGCUGUAUGCAAAGGAGGACGCAAUACAAAGAUUCUAGUGCCUCAAGGGAAAACCUUCAUGCUUAAGCCUCUUGCAUUCAUCGGUCCAUGCAAGUCUUCUUCUAUCUCCUUCUCGAUAAGAGGUAAUCUUGUGGCACCGGGUUACACUUGGUAUGCGGGAAGAUAUCCAACAUGGAUUAGUUUUGACAGUAUCAACGGUCUUGUUGUCACCGGAGGUGGCACCAUCGACGCUCGUGGUUCUUUGUGGUGGGGCAACGUUAAUACUCGCCCCUCCGCAAUGCACUUCAACAACUGUAAUGGUCUUAGGAUAUCUAAUCUCCGACAUUUGAACAGUCCUCGGAACCAUGUAGGUCUAAGUUGUUCACAGAACAUCGAGGUCACGGGUAUAAGGAUGACAGCCCCCGGUGAUAGUCCCAACACGGAUGGUAUUGACAUAUCAAACUGUAAAGGAGUCCACAUACAUGACUCUGUGAUUGCCACUGGAGAUGACUGCAUCGCCAUUAAUAGUGGUUCCUCUCAUAUCAACAUAACCGGCAUUUUCUGUGGCCCCGGUCACGGCAUCAGCGUAGGAAGUCUUGGAGUAACUGGAGAUUUUGCAACUGUUGAAGAAGUGAGGGUAAAGAACUGCACUUUUACAAACACACAGAAUGGUGUCCGAAUCAAGACAUACCAGAAUGGAUCAGGAUAUGCUCGGAAAAUCUCAUUCGAGGAUAUCAUCAUGGUUGCCUCAGAGAACCCUAUUAUCAUAGACCAGACUUACCACAAUGGAGGCACGAACGGAGGAAGAAGCAAGUCAUCUAAUAGCUAUCAAAACUGUCAUUUAGCAGCAAAACAACGGACUCAGUCCGGUAAUGGCAAAGGCGUGAGAGUGAGUGAUGUGCGUUACUCUAGUAUCCGUGGGUCAUCUGCAAGCGAUCAAGCCAUUACAUUGAACUGCGAUGCAGACUUGGGAUGCUCAGAUAUAGUGAUGAACAAUGUGAAUAUGGUUUCAGCGACAUUUGGUCACAAGGUGUUUGCUACCUGCAAAAAUGCUCAUGGGUCUUUUUUUGCUUCAAAAGUGAAUUGUCUGAAAAAGUAUUAAGUAUGCCUUUUUGUGAGAUCCUUUCCUUGAAGAACCAAGAAAGAAAAUGGAUUCUUCUCAACUUUUUCUUAGAAGAGAACCGUUUUUCCCUGAGUUUUUUUUUUUUUUUUUUUUUAUGUAGAAAACGUUUAUUUGUUCUCAUUAUUGGUUGAAUAAAUGUUUCAGUUGGUUACUACUGCAAUGAAUCCUGCAGAGAAAAGUGGGUUUUGGUGUCAUAUCAUCUAAUAAAGACUGAAUCUUUGUGUCCACAAACACAAAGGAAGAGUUAAAACUC